UCGUAGCUUUUCCCGCCAACCAAUGGCAAUGGGUGGAGGUGGUGCUGUGGUGGAAACCUCUUCUUAUCGACAGAUUUGCUCGGUUUAAAAAAUAUACAGCACGCGACAGUUUAGAACCCACGGCAGUUGCGAUUUGAACACCGGGUGGAUAGCUAGCACAGGAUUAGCGUGAACUCAAGUGACUAAACCUUAACUCGGCUCGCGGGCAGUGCUAAUUUGUGACAGAAGCCUUCAGUGCCUAUUGGGCAUCUCGGGAAGUUUUCUCCCUCUAAAUUCUCUCUCAUAUGGCAGAGUUCUCGAUCAUCUAAAAUAAUCUACCCAAAAACAUGAGAGCCAAAAGCGCAAAUCCUUUGGUCGUCCGGUACCGGGAUGCUACCUACGACCUGACAGAGUUCGCCCAUAAACAUCCCGGUGGCCUGAACACGCUUAACGGUCUUCACGAGAAGGACAUGCAGGAGCGCUUCGAAAAGGCACCGGGACACUCGGCCGCUGCCCGAUAUCUAAUGAACGAGUACAAAAUCUGUGAUAAAAAUAACAAUAGUGACUCCACCAUUUAUAAAGAUGAUAGCAGUAACAGUAGUAAACUGUCAGCCCCUUCUAAAGAUAACCACAUGAAUGGUGCACCAAAGAAUGGUCUUCUGAAUGGAAGCAGAAAGCUCAACGGUUUUACGACGACGACGACUACGGGCGGAAUUCCGACGAGUACCGAUGAAAGCAUGGAGCACUUGGUAGAUUGGACUAAACCUAUGCUCUCUCAAAUUCCGACUCUCGGAAAACACUACUCAGAAUGGGUCAACAAACCGGUCGACCGGGAGCUACGCCUAUUUGGUCCACCAUGGCUCGAAAACCUCACCAAAACACCCUGGUGGCUGGUUCCUGGCUUCUGGAUACCAACCAUCUUCUUCCUCAUCCACCUGGGAGUGCGAGAGCAGCUCUCCAGAAGCCCCGAUGAUCCCGUAUCCAUCCGGGAUCACCUCUCGCUGACAGUUUUCGUGAGUUUAGCGAUCGGGGUGCUGGUGUGGACUCUGCUCGAGUACACCCUGCACCGAUGGGUAUUCCAUCUGGAUCCCAAGGAUAACAAGUUCCUGCAUACCUUCCACUUCCUGCUGCAUGGACUCCACCAUAAGGUUCCGUUUGAUCCCUACCGGUUGGUGUUUCCACCUGUUCCGGCUGUGUUGCUGGCAACAUUUUUCUACCAACCGGUCCGGUUGCUGCUGCCGCAUCCGCUGCUGAUGCUGUCCGGUGGACUUAUAGGAUAUCUAACGUAUGACAUGAUACAUUACUACAUCCAUUAUGGAAGUCCUAACGGAGGCCAUCUGUAUCACAUGAAGCGAUACCACUACCAGCAUCACUUUGUGCACCAUGAACAAGGUUUCGGCAUCAGCAGCACCCUGUGGGACGACAUUUUCGGCACAACUAUAGUGCUGAGGAAGCUGAAGUACCUUUUGAAGUGGUGAAAACAAUACGCCACACGAUGCCUCGUUUCGAGAAGGUGUUAAUUUUUUCUUUUCUAUAAGACCAAAAUUUUAUUUUGAUUUCUUGAUUGAUUUCUCACGACAGUGAGAGGAACGGAAGCCACGAAGGAAGUUGCGAAAGGAUUUUUUCUCUAAAAAAAACUUCUUGUCAUUUAGAGUUAAAUUAUGUUUUAUUGUCUCUAAUGUAAAUAUCUUACUGAAUAAAUGAUAAGUAACUGCAUCAUUAUCGAUUACAAUACGUCACAGAAAAUGCCAAUAAUUUUGCCUGUUUCAUUACAUGCAACUUUAAAGUAAAACUAUAGCUACUACCUCUCUAAAUGCAUGAGGUCGAUAAUUUAAAUGUGCCUUUAAAUAGUUCGGGAGGGUGCUUAACGGAACUGUUGGCUCUAAUAGUCUAGCUUUUUGAGUCUUAAUCUAUGAGGUGCAGUCGGGUUUCCCUGAUUGGAAGAACAAAAUAAAAUUA
Messenger RNA from Uranotaenia lowii, 1938 nucleotides. RefSeq lists its product as uncharacterized. Gene Ontology annotation, cellular component: membrane; endoplasmic reticulum. The transcript is spliced from 5 exons. NCBI's taxonomy places the organism in Eukaryota, Metazoa, Arthropoda, Insecta, Diptera, Culicidae. Gene Ontology annotation, biological process: lipid biosynthetic process; fatty acid metabolic process. The record is from RefSeq and is a predicted model, not a curated record. Gene Ontology annotation, molecular function: fatty acid 2-hydroxylase activity; iron ion binding. Bases 327 to 1457 code for a protein of 376 amino acids.